Messenger RNA from Hippocampus comes (tiger tail seahorse), 3544 nucleotides. RefSeq names its product DNA topoisomerase Ia (gene top1a). Gene Ontology annotation, molecular function: DNA topoisomerase type I (single strand cut, ATP-independent) activity; DNA binding. The transcript has 21 exons. Lineage: Eukaryota; Metazoa; Chordata; Actinopteri; Syngnathiformes; Syngnathidae. The record is from RefSeq and is a predicted model, not a curated record. The coding region runs from base 133 to 2364 and encodes 743 amino acids. Gene Ontology annotation, biological process: DNA topological change; chromosome segregation; DNA replication. Gene Ontology annotation, cellular component: chromosome; nucleolus.
AAUUCAAUUGGCACUUAGGUCAUAGCCAGCCAAUCCUUUCUUCAUUCUGCUUGCUGCUGCUCGCCGGUCGUGUGGUUACCCCUCACGUUUGUCAUUUUUAUUUUAUUUUGUUUGUCAGUCACCGCUUAGGAAAUGAGUGGGGACCAUUCCCACAACGAGGACCAGAUCGACUGUGGCUCUCGGGUUAACGAUUCCCACAGGCAUAAAUAUAAAGAACACAAACACAAGGACCACAAGAAGGAUAAGGAACGGGAGAAACUAAAGCACGGCAAUGGUGACCACGCGUCUGACAAAAAACAUCGAGACAAGGAUAAGAUGAAGCACAAAGAUGGAAGCACAGACAAAUUGAAGGACAAGCACAAGGAGAAGAAGAUUAAAGUCCUUGAUGGUAAAAUCAAAAAGGAGAAAGAGAAUGGAUUUGCCAGCCCACCACAUGUGAAGUGCGAGCCCGACGAUGACUUUUACCACUCCCCGAAACACGAGAAGUCUCUCAAGCGAGAGCGCGACGAUGACGAAGAUUAUGAUUUUAAGUCCAAAAAAGUUAAGACAGAAAAUGACAAGAAGGACAAAAAAAGGAAACAAAUGGAGGACAUCAAGCCUAAAAAAACAAAAGAUAAAAAAGGAGAAACUGCUGAUGGAAAAAAGAAAGCAAAAAAGGAACCAGAAGAGAAAUGGAAAUGGUGGGAAGAGGAGAGAUACACAGAUGGUGUCAAGUGGAAAUUUCUGGAGCACAAAGGACCUGUGUUUGCCCCUCCAUACGAGCCCCUCCCGAGCAAAGUCAAUUUCUACUAUGAUGGUAAGGCAAUGAGGCUCAGCCCAGAGGCAGAAGAGGUGGCCACGUUCUUUGCCAAAAUGCUGGAUCAUGAGUACACCACAAAGGACAUCUUUCGAAAAAACUUUUUCAAAGAUUGGCGGAAAGAAAUGACAUCGGAGGAAAAGGCUAAGAUCACAGAUUUGAAGAAAUGCAACUUUUCGGAGAUGUCUGACUACUUCAAGGCUCAGUCGGAAGCCAGAAAGGCCAUGUCCAAGGAAGAGAAGCUGAAAAUAAAAGCAGAGAACGAGCGCCUCUUGCAGGAGUACGGCUUCUGCAUCAUGGACAACCAUAGGGAACGUAUUGCUAACUUUCGCAUUGAGCCCCCUGGCCUGUUUCGUGGUCGUGGAGACCAUCCCAAGAUGGGCAUGCUUAAACGUCGGAUCAGACCUAAAGACAUCAUCGUCAACUGCAGCAAGGACUCCAAGCACCCGCAGCCUCCCCCGGGCACAAAGUGGAAAGAAGUUCGUCAUGAUAACAAAGUGACGUGGUUGGUGUCGUGGACGGAGAACAUCCAAGGCUCCAUCAAGUACAUCAUGUUGAACCCCAGCUCGAGGAUCAAGGGAGAGAAGGACUGGCAAAAGUAUGAAACGGCCCGCAGACUAAAGAAAUGCGUGGACCGCAUCAGGACCCAAUAUCGCGACGACUGGAAGUCCAAGGAGAUGAGGAUCCGACAGAGAGCCGUGGCGCUUUACUUCAUCGACAAGCUGGCUCUGAGAGCAGGUAACGAGAAAGAGGAAGGGGAGACCGCCGACACGGUCGGCUGCUGCUCCCUGAGAGUGGAACACCUCAAACUCUAUCCAGAGAACGACGGGCAAGAGUAUGUGGUGGAGUUUGACUUCCUGGGGAAAGAUUCCAUCCGAUAUUACAACAAAGUCCCGGUGGAAAAAAGGGUAUUUAAAAACCUUCAGUUGUUCAUGGAAAACAAAGAGCCGGACGACGACCUGUUUGAUCGCCUGAACACUUCGAUUCUCAACAAGCACCUUCAGGAGCUGAUGGACGGUCUGACGGCCAAAGUUUUCCGUACAUACAACGCGUCGAUCACCUUGCAACAGCAGCUCAAAGAGCUGACAAACGUGGAUGAGAACGUUCCAGCCAAGAUCCUGUCCUACAACAGGGCCAACAGAGCCGUGGCCAUCCUGUGCAACCAUCAGAGGGCUCCGCCCAAGACGUUUGAGAAAUCCAUGCAGAACCUGCAGACCAAGAUCGAAGCUAAAAGGGACCAGCUGUCGGACGCAAAAAGAGAGCUGAAGAGCGCCAAGGCUGAUGCCAAAGUACGGAAGGAUGAGAAAUCCAAGAAGGCCGUGGAGACCAAGAAGAAGGCCGUCCAGAGGAUAGAAGAGCAGCUGAUGAAGCUGGAAGUGCAGGCCACCGAUCGUGAAGAAAACAAGCAAAUUGCACUCGGCACUUCAAAGCUCAACUAUCUCGACCCUCGCAUCUCUGUGGCUUGGUGUAAGAAGUGGGGCAUUCCUGUUGAGAAAAUCUACAACAAAACCCAGCGCGAGAAGUUCGCCUGGGCCAUCGACAUGGCAGACGAAGACUUUGAAUUUUAAAUUCCAGUUUUGAAUUUUAAAUUCCAGGUUGUGGUUUUAACUCUACUUUUUAAUCGGAUACUUGUUUUUACUAUACAGUAAUGAUUUUUUUUUCCUUGAUGGACUGACCCAAGAUAGUUUUGGCAGGAAAAAGAGAAAAGGCCACAUUCGAGUGGUAUUUGAAACAUCUGAUCUGCGAUCAGGCAUCAAGCUGAACUGAGCAUCAAGGCACAGUGCCGGGAUUAAGAUGCCCCACCGCCACCUUUUUCUUCCCUGUGACGAUGCCUGAACUUUGAACUCUGUGGUCCUAUUGCUUGUGUAAUGAGCAAAAAAAAAAAAAAAAAUCAAAAUGCUUUGUAUUAUUGUAUCAUUAUUCACUGUUUUUAUUUUAGCCCCUUCAUGUAUUAUGAAUGCAUCUAUAUUUUGAUAAAAGUCAAAUGAAUUCCUUAAUACCACCCACAGGCCUUUUGAGGACAAGGACAAUUGUGAGCUUGGUGUGUGUGCGGGUGUGUGUGUGUGUGCGUACGUGUACUAGGGGCCCUCACCGUAAAAGCUGUCUGUUUAGGGUGAUUAUUUUAAACUGGACUUUUAAAAAUGGUGUUUAGCAUGCGGAUGUGUGGGAAGUGGGCAAGCUUUUGGGGGGUGGAGGAACACUGCAACCAUGUUAACAUUUACUUAAGCAAGCAGAAUGUGAAUAUAUGUUUUACAGCCUUUCAAUCAGGGACUUUUGUUUUUCCUCUCCUUUCAGUGUAAAUGUGAAUCAAUCAUUUUGAUCGUGUCACUUGCGAGCCCCCAUCCCCUGAAGCUGCUACUCGGGGCCCCCCAAAGUCGACAUCUGGGUUGAGCUUAAUUUGUUUGAAGAAAAAAGAAUCCCCCUGUUACUUGAACUCGGUGUAUUUAAGUCUGUAAAAGGAAACUUGUUUCUCGUUGGAGAAAAGUGUGUGAGGGAUAUCAACUUUGCCAAAAAUAAUCACCAAUCUGUUACGAUUUUAGGUAGUUGUGUAAAGAAUGAGGUUGAAACAAUGUAACAUUUUAAUGUGAAUUCAUUUUAUUCCACUCAAGAUAGGAAAGUUGAUGUAAGUAGUUGUAAAGUCAACAUCCUAUUCCUGUUUGACCUUUUUGUCCUAGCAUUUGAUCAUGUUAAGUUGUAUGCUCAUUGUAGGUUCAGAAUAUAAAUAAAAAACCCCACACAUCAAAACAU